GAGACGGGUGGGCAGGCUGCUCACCGUAAACGAUGGUUGUCGGAUAGAGUCCUGAAGACCUCAUGAAACUGGCUGGUUGAAUUGUUCGCAGCGAUUACAGAGCUCCGCGUGCUUUGAGUCUCUCGGAGGAAGAAGAGGAAGAAGAAGAGGAAGAAGAAGAAGAAGAAGAAGAAGAAGAGGAAACUGCAGCAGCACGCAGAUAGUUUAUAAAAGAAGAAGAGGACUUGGUUAUUUCAUUAUUUUUAUUUUUCACGCCACAACUCUCGGACUGGACCAUUUCAUGCACGGAGGAGGACCGACCUCCCGCUUGGACCCGACACCGGCCUCCCACACUCCUCUGGCGGGCUCAGAAGCAGCAGUUCCCGGCAUUUGCUGGGAUGUUUGAGUCGCGUUGUUUGGUGGGGUGAAGGGACCGAGAGAGUGGCCGGAGAGACCGAAGGGGGGAACCGGAGGCCGAGAGAGAGGAGCCGGGAGCAUGGCUCUGGUAGCGCUGUCUCUCUGGGUGCUAACGAGUCUCACCUGGGCGGACGUGGUCCAGGUGUCAGCCAACAGGCAUUCCGUUUACUGGAACAGCUCCAACAUACAUCUGCGUAGGGAGGGCUACACGAUGCAGGUGAACGUCAACGACUACCUGGACAUCUACUGCCCUCACUACAACGACAGCCAGCGCAUGGUGGGCACCGGCGAGCAGUAUGUCCUCUACAUGGUCAGUUACCGCGGUUACAGGAACUGCGACCCCCAGCUGGGCUUCAAGAGGUGGGAGUGCAACCGGCCCCAUGCCCCGCACGCGCCCAUCAAGUUCUCGGAGAAGUUCCAGCGCUACAGUGCCUUCUCACUAGGCUACGAGUUCCACGUUGGACAGGAGUACUACUACAUCUCCACACCCACCCAUCACCACGGCCGCAGCUGUCUGAGACUACGGGUGUACGUCUGCUGCUCCACGGCUUCUGACGUGGACGAUGAGCCAGAGCCUACAGAACCAGACUACACGCUUAGACCAGGUCUAAAACUUGACGAUAUUGAUGAAUAUAACCCGUUCGUUCCCAAGCUGGAGAAGAGCGUCAGUGGCAGCAGCCCGUCCAGGGAUCGCCUUCUCCUCACCGUGACGAUGCUCCUGCUGGCCGCUCUCUUCAUCUCCUAGCAACGGCCAUCCCAUCAGCGUCACCAUGCCAACUAGCCUUGGGAAGGUGUACAGUAUCAGCGGGUGG
Molecule: messenger RNA, 1208 nt
Organism: Acanthopagrus latus (yellowfin seabream)
Lineage: Eukaryota; Metazoa; Chordata; Actinopteri; Spariformes; Sparidae
Gene: efna3b
Product: ephrin-A3b
Exons: 6
Coding region: 476-1141 (221 amino acids)
Biological process (GO): axon guidance; ephrin receptor signaling pathway
Cellular component (GO): plasma membrane
Molecular function (GO): ephrin receptor binding
Source: RefSeq, a predicted model, not a curated record